Messenger RNA from Juglans regia (Persian walnut), 360 nucleotides. RefSeq lists its product as uncharacterized. The record is from RefSeq and is a predicted model, not a curated record. The coding region runs from base 1 to 360 and encodes 119 amino acids. Lineage: Eukaryota; Viridiplantae; Streptophyta; Magnoliopsida; Fagales; Juglandaceae. The transcript has a single exon.
AUGGGGUACUACCUUACUGAUGGCAUUUAUCCAAAGUGUUCAACUUUUGUGAAGACAAUUCCAUCUCCGCAAGGGAAUAAGAAGAAACAUUUUGCAGCAGCACAAGAAUUAGUACGAAAGGAUGUAAAGCGUGCAUUUGAGGUCAUUCAACAACGAUUUGCUAUCAUUUGUGGACCUUCACGAAUGCUCAAGAUCAAAGAUUUUACAAGUAUAAUAAAAGCAUGUGUUAUUCUACAUAACAUGAUCUUUGAAGAGAAGCGUGAUGAUAAUCUAGUCCCGAACAUUGAGUAUGAUCAACUUGAUGAUGAAGUCCUAAAAUUGUUGCGCAAUCGUACAACUGAGCUUAUGGACUUCAUUUAG